AUGGCAUCUAGUUCCUUUAAGAGGAAGAAUAAAGACGACGGGACUGAUCGUCUUUACUCUAGUGAACCAAAAGUUCGACGCGCUGGUGCUAAUCCCACACCAUGUAAAUACGAUAGAGAUUAUCGAAGAAAAGGUUGUACAUUUACGCAUUCAGAGGCAUCGAAAGGUGCAACAGCAGCAACAAAAUCUGAUUGCAAAUACGAUAUGAAUUGUACUCUACUCGAUUGUCAUUUCAAUCACCCGAAUGGAGGAUCAAUUGACCACAAAAUGACCUUUUCCUCUGAAAGUACUGAAAAAAACACUGCAUCAAGUCAAGGUACUUCGUCACCAUCACAUUUAGAAUACCGUAACCACCAAUAUCAGUGCUCGUUGGCAUCUUAUAAUUCGUCACCUAGUAGUAGCUUUGGUCAUCCGACUGAUGAAGAUAUCAAUCAAGUUCCUAUUAAUAAUGACACUAAGACAACGAAUAGUACAACUGAUGCAAAACAACAGCAACAAUUGGAUACUGAACUUAUUGAAAUAAUUGAUGAAUUUUUAUCAAAAGCAAAAGAAAAUUUGCACGAAUUCGAUAUUAAUGAUGAACAAGUAUUUGAGACUCUGCAACAGAACGCAUUAAUAGAAUCAAGAUUACAAAGAAAUGAAUUUCAGUCUGUUAUUAGCUGUCUAAGCAUGAAAUAUAACGAAAUUCUUUCAUUGUUAAGAGACAAUAGCGAUAAAAUGUUACAACUGCAACGUAUAAAACAAAAACUAGAACGCGAACUAAAACGUUGGCAAUCACAUCUUCCUGUAUAUGCAAGACGCUCGGAUAUUAUUGAAAAAUUGAAAAUAAAUCAAGUUUUGAUUUUAAAAGCUGAUACUGGUUCAGGAAAGAGUACACAAAUAGUUCAAUAUCUAUGCGAUGCCAAUUUUGCUGACGAAAAACAAAUCAUAUGUACGCAACCACGUAAAUUAGCAACUCUAUCUUUAGCAGCGCGAGUAGCCGAAGAAUAUGGAUGGAAGAUCGGUGAAGAAAUUGGUUUUCAAGUAGCCGGUGAUCAACGUACAACUUCCAAUGGAACUAAAAUAAAAUUCGUUACUGAUGUACUCUUUCUCAAUGAAUAUCAAAACAGUCCAACGUUAGAACAGUACUCCGUCGUCAUUGUGGAUGAAGCACACGAACGGAAAAUCGACACUGACAUUGUGUUAGGAUUAAUGAAACGAUGUUUGAGAAAAAGAAAAGAUUUAAAGCUUAUUGUCAUGUCCGCUACAUUAGACACAUGUCUUAUUUAUGACUAUUUUUCAAGUAAUUUUACAUGUGAAACAUUAGAAGUUGCUGGUAGGACCUACCCAAUCGAAGAUUAUUAUCUAGAUGAUGAUGAAAAUUAUGUUCAAGCAGCAGUUACAAAAGCUAUUGAAAUACAUCAAAGUUAUGACAUCGGUGAUAUAUUAGUGUUUUUAGCUGGUCAAGAUGAAAUUGACUUAGCUUUAAUUGAUUUAAAAAAGAAAUUGGAAUAUGAUAGAUCAUACAUAGGUUUACCAUUGCAUGGAAAAUUGUCUGAAAAAGAAUUUGCACGAAUAUUUGAAAAGAUGCCUGAUAAGCGUAAAAUUAUUUUCAGCACCAAUGUAGCAGAGACUUCGGUUGCUGUUGAUGGAAUAAAACAUGUUGUCGAAAGUGGAAUGGUAAAAGAAAAAAUGUGGGAUGAAAAACGAAAAAUUCCAGUAGUAAAGAUUGGACAAAUAACAAAAACUUCUGUUAAACAACGACGUAGAAUUGCUGGAAGAACAUCAGCUGGAAAGUGCUAUCAUUUAUACACAGUAGAAACUUACGAAUCUAUGGACGAAUGUUCACGAACAGAAAUUCUAUUUGCUCAGCCAACAAUGGCUAUAUUAAAAUUAAAGAAUUUAAAUAUUGAUCGCAUCGAAUCAUUUGAAUGGCUUCAGUCACCACCGAUUUCUAAUUUACAAGAAGCUAAUCAAUUACUAAUUUGGUUAAAUGCAGUUGAUUCAAAAGGUAAAUUGACUCAGCUGGGCAGAAAUAUGGCACGGCUUGAUAUCGAUCCAAAAUUGACAGCCAUGCUAUUCAAGGGACAAGAACUUGAUUGUCUAUGGUAUGCACUGGUUCUAGCAGGGAUGCUAACUGUAUCACGGAAUAUUUGGUGGAUUAGUGAAGAUCAGGAAUCCAGAGGUAUGAUUUCGCGAGCACGUGCCGAAUUCAGUCAUGAAAGUGGUGAUCAUAUUACAUUAAUUAGUAUAUAUUUAAAAUGGAGUGUUUAUUGUGCUAAAAAUACAAAUAAAAGACAACAAUAUGAAUGGUGCAAAAAUAACUCUAUUAAUGGAAAAUCAUUACAAAUGGCUCACGAAUUUAUUACCGAAAAAGCCAAACAAAUGGACUAUGAAAUAGAAAUUCUUGAUAGUGAAGAUUUAAAUGACAAUGUAAUUAAUCGUCUUUUAAAAUGUAUAGCAGCUGGUCAUUUUAUGAAUUUAGCUGUGUCAAAUGGGCCAUUGAGACCUGGCUAUCAAGUUAUUUCUGCAUGCUCCCAAACGACUAAUGAAUCAGUAAUAGCACGUACAUUUCAUACAUCGACUUUGUCGUUAAAUGAUCAAAUCCCUAAGUACGUUUUAUUUAAUGAAUUAUUAAGUCGCCACGGAACUAAUUAUCUCACAGUAUUAUCUUCAAUUGAUCUCAAUUGCUUAAAAUCUGUUUCAGAAGAUUGGUAUAAAGCUGUAAACGGAACUAAUUUACACACGAUUUCUUAUGAAUGUUUUACAUUCAAAAAUGUAGGAGCAGCCUUAUUGCGAGCGAUCGACGGCAGACAUGCUUGUCAUUUGAAUAAACUUGAAGACAUCACUCAAGCCAUUGUUGAUAUUAAUUAUAAAAAAUCAAAAUUAACAAUAUGUUCACGUCCAGCUAAUUUAAAUAAAGCAAAGAUAAUUGUUCAAGAAAUUAUUCAGAAGGAAAAACAAAAAUUACUGUUAGAAACUGAAGAAAUGAAAAUUGUAGGAAGAACUCGAAUUUUAAUGGGUGCCGGGGGUGUUAGUCAAAUGAUUUUAUUCGCAGGUGAGUAUGUUAGAAUCAUCAUAGCAAAGCUACCGUCAACAAUAACAGAAGAAAGAAUUCAAACUUUGUGUGAACCAUUUGGAGAGACAUCUGAAUUACGUACAUUUUUUGCUCGUACUCAAAUUAUUUUAGUUCGUAAAAUUGAUUUUAUUCGACAAGGCGAACACAAUUCGUGUGUUGCAGUCACGUAUGCAAAAGUGGAGCAAGCACGUUCUGCUUUCUGUGAAUUGAAUGGUUAUAUUGAACAAGGUCGUGAAAUAGUCGUAACUGAUUCAUGUGUGAAAAAUGAAGCAACUAUAGAUAGCCAAAAUUGUCGUCUGAAAGCUAUAUGGUAUCUGACACAGUCCACUGGUAAUGGAAGGAUUAUUUUUGAAAAAGAAAAAAGUGCACGCGAUGCUUAUGAACUAUUUAAAAGAUUGCGUUAUCAAUGUCGUUAUGAGCAUUUGACUAAUCUACCAAGACUAAAAGUUACUUAUUAUCUUCUUAAAAGUAAUCAAAAAGCUUUCGUAAAUUUUCAAUCAUUCGAAGAUGCACUAAAUGUUCGUUGCCGAAUACAUCCUCCAGAGACGUUUAAAAUUGUACAAAAUAGACAAAAUCAUGGAAUAUCGCUGCUAUUAGAAGGCUUUUCAAAAGACGACGAUGAAGAAGAUAUACGCAGUCGUUUUCAAGAUUGCACAGGUUUCGUUGGCGUGCAGGUUUUACGUGGAAGAAAAGGGCAAAUAUUUGUAAGACCUGCUUCGGCAGAAGAUGAUAUUAAAGCAAUGUUCAAUCCUUAUAAAUCAUUUCAACGAGAUACAAUAUCGAUUAACCCAAAAAUUUGGAAUGGUAAAGUGGAAGCUUUUGUUGAGUUUUUAGAAUCAACAGAAUUAAAACAAGCAGUUGAAGAAAUGAAUGGAAAAAAAGGUAUUAUCGGUCGUGGUAAAGUAAGGUUAUCGGAACCAGGUCAAAAAAGGAAUGACGAAGUUAAGACGAAGAAAGAAGAUGAAUAUAUUCUUCAUUUUCAACAUCUUGAUCUGUCAUUUGAUAAAUAUGAUCUUAUUAAAAUUCUAAAAGAAAAUCAAUUGUAUGAUGAUGUAAAAAAUGUGAUAGUUUAUCGUCAAAAAUUCAAGAAUGAAAAUUCGGCAACAGCGGUGACCAACAAAGUUGACUCUGACGUAGAAGUUGCAUUAGUGAAUCUUCGUUCUAUGUUUCUUAGUACAGCAGGUUUAUUUCGAUCAAUACCUGAUUAUCGGAUAUCAUCAUGCGCACCAGAUGGAACUGUCACAGCAUUGAUCCUUUUCAAUGAUCCUAUGGAUAUAACAACAGCCAUACAAACCUAUGAUAACCAAGUAAUUCAACUACUUAAAGAUUCAAGUAAACUACGUCUUCUGCCUCCAAUUGCACACCAAAUAUUUAUUAAUGCAGCUUUAAGAAAAGCUAUUCCUAAUAAGAUUCAAGAAGCUAUUCAAUAUGUUCGUGAGAAAUGUAAGAGGAUUCAUGUCAAAGUUGCAUCUCUGGGGAAGGAAGAUAAGACAGCUGCAAUGAAGAUAUGUAUCGAAGGUGACGAUAUACAACAGAUCACAAUGGCUAAAAUUGCAUUUGAUACAUUGAUGAAAGGAAUGGAAUAUAGAUACAAAGUCGAUACAGAGAAAACAAGACUUAUUUUUGAUCGUGGUAGUACGACAGCAUUACAAAAAAUUCAAGAUGAAACUGGUACUUAUAUAUGGUUUAGUUAUUCAAAUUCAUUUGUACGAAUUUACGGUGAUAAUCAAGCGCCCGAUAUAGCUGCAAAAAGUUUAGAUGAAUAUAUAGAGAAUGUUUUAAACAAUAGAAAUUUUACAAUCACAUUAGACAUUCCCAAAGGUUAUUUACGACAAGUACUAAAAUUGGGUACAACUUAUCAAGAUACGAUUGGAAAGGAGUUUCAUGUUAAAAUAAUUAUAUCAGAUGUUAAACGUCAAAUACUAAUUAUUGGUAAACAACAGGACAUCACAAAGGCUGAAGAAGCAAUUAAGAAGAACUGGUCUGAUACGCUUGCAGAACAGCAAUUAUUACCUAAAGAAAAUGCAACUACGACUAGUAAUGAAUGUCCAAUUUGUUGCGAGGUCGCCAAUUAUAUUUUAGAAAUGUGCGGACAUGUCUCGUGUUUAAAUUGCCUUAAACAAGAAUUAUCAAGAAAGUUUGAUACAACACUCAGCAAUGAAAGCCUUAAGAUUAAAUGUAUAAUGCAAGAAUGCAAUUCAGUACUUUCACUACGAGACAUCAAAACAAUAAUUGAUUCACAAAAUAUGUCUAGGGUAGCACGUGCAUCAUUUCAAGCUUUCCUCAAGACAGAUAACGAUAUAGUUCAAUGUAUCGGUAUUGAUUGUCAACAAGUAAGAUGA
Molecule: messenger RNA, 5400 nt
Organism: Rotaria sp. Silwood2
Lineage: Eukaryota; Metazoa; Rotifera; Eurotatoria; Philodinida; Philodinidae
Source: the annotation of a GenBank genome assembly